AUGUAUAACAACUAUGAUCUUCGAGGCCCAACACUACUCUCCGUUGCUACUGCUGUUGCUUUAUCUCGGGCGAAACGUGCGGCCUAUGAACUUCCAUCUGGAUCCGAGUUUAUUGUUGGAGCAAUCAAAACUACCUUCUCCUGUGUUGGUCUUCACUCGGGGUACUACGCUGAUGUUGACAACAACUGUCUGAUCUUCCACAUCUGCCACCCACAAACUCUCCCUGACGGAACCGUAGAAGUUGGACAUUGGAGCUUCUUCUGUGGUAACCAGACCGUCUUCAACCAGAUGAGCUUCACCUGUGCUUUCCCAGAGGAGGCCGUGCCUUGUAGAAACGCUCCUGAUUUCUACUAUCUUAACAACAACAUCGGGAAUGAGAAUGCUCCCUUCCUGACAGACGAUGACGUAGCUAGAGCUUAUGCAGCCAUCAGAUCACAGUAA
This is a messenger RNA of Limulus polyphemus (Atlantic horseshoe crab), 441 nucleotides long. RefSeq lists its product as uncharacterized. Gene Ontology annotation, cellular component: extracellular region. Bases 1 to 441 code for a protein of 146 amino acids. The transcript has 3 exons. Gene Ontology annotation, molecular function: chitin binding. NCBI's taxonomy places the organism in Eukaryota, Metazoa, Arthropoda, Merostomata, Xiphosura, Limulidae. The record is from RefSeq and is a predicted model, not a curated record.